AUGCGUGUACGUGAUACAGUUAAUGCAACGCACGUGUAUAUGAUGUAUGUGCGUUACGCGAUUGAUGUGACGUACGUUCAUCGUUUACGUGACGUGGUGCUCGCGAUGCGUGUCGCACAACACGUGUGUGAUGCGCGCGUACGUAAAGCAUGUGCGCUAAGUACAUGUGGCGUGCUUAUACAUGAUACACAUGCGCAUGACGGCGUAUUGGCUGUAUGUUUAUGUGAUGUGAGUGUACUUGACGUACGUUUAUGUCAGAUUUUGUGCUGCGCUUGUGUACGUCGCGUACAUGUAUGCUGA
Molecule: messenger RNA, 300 nt
Organism: Loa loa (African eye worm)
Lineage: Eukaryota; Metazoa; Nematoda; Chromadorea; Rhabditida; Onchocercidae
Exons: 2
Coding region: 1-300 (99 amino acids)
Source: RefSeq, a predicted model, not a curated record